AACUCUCCGAUAGGAGGUAGCACGCGCGCACCUGUCAAAAAAAGUAAACAAUCGUCUGCAACAAUGGAGCCGACCGCAAAGCAGCGACGUAAGGUGAAUUGGUCCAGGGCGGAACAAGAUAUUUUAAAGGAAAGUUACUUUGAGCUAACCUCAACAUUAGACAAUAAGUUCUGCCCUGGACUAACUCAUGUUGAUAAAGAUCGGGCCUGGAAGGAAAUAGUGGAGCGAGUGAAUGCGCAAGGCGUUUGUGAGAGGACACUUGAUGAGUGCAAGAAAAAAAUCAGUGACAUAAAAACUGAUGUGAAGAGACGAGAAAGGAGGAGGCGUCAGCUUUCAAAUGUGACAGGGGGUGGGCCAGCUCCGAAAUUGGAGGAUUGGGAGGAUAAGAUGAUUAACCUGAUUGGUGACUCAGCGAUUGGAGGCUUUGCUGGUGUUGAUACCUUCUUGAUGAAGAUUGAAUCAACCUACACCAAUGAAACAUCAUCCAUUAAACCUGCAGCCACUGAGCCGUUUGAAGCACUGGCAGCCUCUGAGAAACCAUUGCCGUACAUCAUAUCAGUACCAUCAAUGCCCAUAGGUGCCACUCUUCAAGAAAGUGCACCAAUGGCAGUGACAGAAGACAGCGGUCAAAUAGACAAAGGCAGAGGUGCAGAUAGCAUUGAAAAUCUUCUAGUUCAACAGAAUCAGCUCCUCAGUGAAAUACUCCAACAACAAAAAAUUACUAAUGAGUUAAUGAUAAAUUUCUACACUUUGAAGGCAUAAAUAUAUGACAUGAAUACUUUAU
Messenger RNA from Mya arenaria, 784 nucleotides. RefSeq lists its product as uncharacterized. NCBI's taxonomy places the organism in Eukaryota, Metazoa, Mollusca, Bivalvia, Myida, Myidae. The transcript has 6 exons. Gene Ontology annotation, cellular component: nucleus. The record is from RefSeq and is a predicted model, not a curated record. Bases 64 to 762 code for a protein of 232 amino acids.